Messenger RNA from Paramecium sonneborni, 985 nucleotides. Lineage: Eukaryota; Ciliophora; Oligohymenophorea; Peniculida; Parameciidae. The record is from the annotation of a GenBank genome assembly.
AUGUAAAUAUCAAAUAAAAACUUAUUCUGGACAUACACCUUAUUUAUUAAUUAAUACUACAAACCUAAAUAAGUCACACCUUAAAAUUUGAAUUCUUCCUAAAAUAAACCUCAUAUCAAAAAUUAAAAUUUUCUUGCCUAAACAGGUAAAGGUCCUAUUCGGAAAGUUAAUAAUUAUAAAUAUUUUAUUUCUAUCAUUAACUUAAAUUAAAUAUAUUUAUUUAUUUAAACCCAAAAAGAUCUGAAAUUCUUAUCUAUUUUGAUACAUGCAAAUUCCAAUAAUUUUAAUAAAGCUUUAGCUGUUGCUUCUCUCUCUCUUCUUUCAACAUUAAUAUCUUGUUAGAGCUACAUUAUUAGAUAGAGUUUAAAAUCCUAUUCUUUUUUAUCAUCAAAGGCCUUAGAGUAUAAGAUUUAUGAUAUACUUCUCUUUCAGAUUUUUAAUUAUGAGCAUAAUCUUGAAGCUUUUUUACUUGAUCUCUAAGGAUCUUUAAUCUUUAUUCAUCCUUAGGUUUUUCAGAGGACUUAAAUUUGUUUACAAAACAAUUUUAUGGAAUAGCAAAUAUCCAUCUUUCCAACUUUACAAAAACAUCUUGAUAUAAUAUUAGUACAUUUAUUUAUUUAAAUAGACUUAUUAAUUUGAUUUUACUUAUCAUUCUGUAUUUCAAUUAUUUUGGUAUAUAUCUAUUUUACAUAAUACUCAAGCUAAUAUUUUUUAGGCUCUUAUGAAGAUGUUUGGUAGUUUAAUGGAAUAAAAGAAAUAGUAAAACACAAAUGAUUUAAUACCAAUUGAUAAUAAUUUUUUAUUACCAAAUAUUUUUGAAAUUUUUGAAAACAAAUAAACUAAAUCAAAUAAAAAAUAAAAAUUAUUGGAUAAAAGUGAAGAUAAUAAAAAAAUUUCAAUCUUAACUGAAAUUGAACUCCCUAAAGAAAAAUUAUAUAAAGAAGCAUAAAAACAGAAAAAAAGAAAGAUAAAUGGAUGCUCAUGA